CUAACUUGGAUAUGGUUAAUGGUACCACAUGAUCUGAUCAUUUAUAGUUUUUCCAGAGUUUAUUACGGUUCCAAUAUUAUUCAAUUUCAUAAUAAUGUUGUUAAGUAAUUGUGAAUCAAUCUUAAUAAAGAAAAUUCGCGCUGUUGUCAGUUUUUAGUUGACGACUUGUAUGUGACUAAGAUGGCGUCAGCGGAACAAGUAGGUCUUAACAAAACUUGGGAAUUAUCGCUUUAUGAAUUACAUCGAACACCUCAAGAUGCUAUUACCGACAAUACAGAAAUCGCGGUUAGUCCACGAAGUUUACACAGCGAACUUAUGUGCCCAAUUUGUUUGGAUAUGCUUAAAAAAACCAUGACCACCAAGGAGUGCCUCCACCGUUUCUGUUCCGAUUGUAUCAUCACCGCACUUCGAAGCGGUAAUAAGGAAUGUCCAACUUGUAGAAAAAAGUUAGUUUCUAAACGUUCUUUGAGACCAGAUCCAAACUUUGAUCUAUUAAUUUCAAAGAUAUACCCAAGCAGAGAUGAAUAUGAAGCGCAUCAAGAAAGAGUUUUGGCAAAAUUAAAUAAAUCACAUUCCCAGGCUGCCUUAGUAAAUUCUAUCACCGAAGGUAUCAAACUACAAAGUCAGAAUCGUCCACAACGUUCCAGAAAGAAUGCUAAUGAAUCUGAAAAUACAAGUAAUGCAACUUCGUACAAUAAUACUCCAAAUGUUAGUGCCCCUACAACGCCAAAUCCUUCUACAAAUGCUGCAAAUCAAAGUGAUUCUUCGCAAAGUGCAACGGGGCCAUUAACUACUAAUAACGGAGGAGCUAGUAAUAGUUCACAGAAUUCUACAAAUAUUUCUCAACCUGCAAGUAGUCCUGCAGUUUCCGGAACUACAUCUAGAAAUUCUACAACACCUUCGCCAAAUCCCACAAAUCAAAUACCAAAACCACCAAAGCGACAAAAAAGUCUUCAGAAUUCAGAAAAUGAUUCUUCUAGUGCAGAAGCAGAAACAGGAGGUGGUGAUUCUAUGGUCGAUACAGAAGGCGAGGGUCCUAGUGAACCUUUGAUGCUUAAUGAAAUCGAAUUAGUUUUCAAGCCCCAUCCAACAGAAAUGGCUGGAGACAAUUCAUUAAUAAAAGCAUUAAAAGAGAAUAGUAUUCGAUAUAUAAAAACUACGGCAAAUGCAACAGUGGACCAUCUCAGUAAAUAUUUAGCUAUGCGAUUAACUUUGGAUCUUGACACGGAAUUAUCAGAAUCGGAUAGGUUAUUGAAUUUUUGUAUUUAUAUAGCACCUUCUCCAGGACAGCUCGUGGUAUUGAGUGGAUCACAAACAUUACGACAAGUGAAUGACAAAUUCUGGCGAGUCAAUAGACCAUUGGAAAUGUACUAUUCAUGGAAAAAAACCUAGGGAAGGCCUCGAAAAUAUCAGUCAGAUGGGAGCUAGUUGUAUUAUGCUCCGAAUCAAAAUUAAAAUCUAGAUAUUUGUGGAGUCACGUAGGGCUGUUGUGAAAGAAAAAACCUGAUGUGUUUUAUUAUAUUCUAACAGCUUUGAUACGUCUUAAGAGAAGGUAGAACACGAAGAGGUUCUUCGUGUUUUUUGACAGUAGUGCAAUUUUUACGAUCUUUUCAAAUGGUUGCCAAUGUUUAUGCGAUUCGAGUUUUUGUACGAGAGAUUGUUAUGGCAACGUAUUUUUAAGUGAUAGAGUUAAAUUAGGAACAUGACAUACGUCAACGAUAGCUGAUUAAAAUAGGAAAGGAUAAAAAUGCAUCUCGUUAAUCCGUGAUCAUUGUUUUAUAUUCUUGCAAAUAAUACCUACCCGAUCUUAUUGAAGAAAUAACAGUUAGAUCGGUGCACACAUCACAUACAUUUCCAUACUCGAACAAAGUCAAUGGUUAAUUAACUUAUUUAAUAAUCGAUGAACGAAUUGUUGUGGACCAUUCUGUACAGUUUUGUGAAAAAAAGCAAAAAAUAAAUGAAUGUAUAUAAGUGAGAUGACUCAAAAUUAUUAAGUUAUCACCGUUCAUUCUGUAAGUUUAUCCUAUUUUUCGUUACUUUAUACCGUAUAAUGCUACUGAAUCACAAAAAAAAAAAACCUAUUUUAAGAUAAGUUUCCUAAAGAACAUUAUCUUAUCCUUUUUAGAAUAAUAUAUAUACGUAGGGGAAUGUGAGUGCUUAGUUAGUCUACUCCAACGCGUUCGAGCUUACAUUUUCCCCGAGUCAGACGUGAUAAUCGAAAAUCACAUUUCCGGUCUUGUUAAAGAUACAUAGAAACCGUCUUUGCCGUGGAAAGGCAGAGUAAUCGAUAAGAGAACCCUACGACGCACCCCUGCGUUUGCCGCUGAAGCGAAAACAAUGCGGAUACUACGGCCUUUGAUAGCGUGCCACCCUUCUUUAGUUAACGACAAACCAGAUUCUGAAUUUCUCUUCUCUACCUAAUGAGAAAACGACGGAAUAAUAUCGAACACUGUUGGAGAAACACAACGGGAUAUUUUAAUAAUCAAUCUCGUAAGAAAAAUUCAUAACAAUUUUGUGGGAACAUUUCAUGUUCUUAGCUUCCUUUAAUUUUUAUAUUCGAUUAUCCUUAGCUUCUUAAAAAUUAUCGAAAUUAAUGGAACGGAAUUUAUAUUGUUCUUCUUUAUAAUAAGAUCAUUCCUCAUAAUACGAGUUAUAGAUUAUCUACGUUUAUUUAUUUGAUAGCCUUUUUUCAUUAAUUCGCUAAAA
Molecule: messenger RNA, 2706 nt
Organism: Vespa velutina
Lineage: Eukaryota; Metazoa; Arthropoda; Insecta; Hymenoptera; Vespidae
Gene: Sce
Product: E3 ubiquitin-protein ligase RING1
Exons: 4
Coding region: 181-1392 (403 amino acids)
Cellular component (GO): ubiquitin ligase complex; PcG protein complex
Molecular function (GO): chromatin binding; ubiquitin protein ligase activity
Source: RefSeq, a predicted model, not a curated record